UUUUGCCUGAACUGGGUUACACAGCAAUACACAGCCCAUACAUGUAGGUGCAUGCGUGAAAGUGUACCUGUUGGCGCAUCAAGUGCAGCAUGUCAGGUGCUGCUGAGCUUCAGACAUUUUAAUCUGGAUUUGAAAGUGAAGCGCUAACACAAAUGCAUAGACACCAUUUGCAAACUGGCUGUGCCAAAUGGAACCAUGUUCAGUACCAUCAGCUGUCCCAAGAUAGCUGGGAUUCAGGUGGCUAUUCAUCAUCAGCCUACGACCGCCACGUCCAGCAACAACACCAGCAGUCAGGCAAGUCAGUGGCUAACAGGGUGCAGAAGCAGUACUGGGUGACCAAACAGGCGGUCAUCAAGAAACUUGGCCGGAAGGAAGAUGAGUUUGUAGUGGCUGGGGAUUCAGAGCUGGACGCCAAGCUCGAGGUGUUCCGUUCAAUACAGAAGACCUGCAUGGACCUUUUGAGAAUAAUUGAGAAAUUCCAAGAUAACUUAUGUGCUCUUUCUCAGGAUGAGAACGCCAUGGGUCGCUUCCUCAAGUCACAGAGCAGUCAUGACAAGACGAGGGCAGGCAAGAUGAUGGCUGCUGUGGGCAAGGCACAGAUUGUAUCGUCAGAACAAAGGCUAGGCCUGAGAGCCCCACUAGUGCGACUCUACCAAGAGAUUGAGACCUUCCGAUACCGAGCCAUCUCAGACACCCUGAUGACCAUCAACAGGAUGGAGGGUGCCAGGCUAGAGUAUAGAGCAGCCUUGCUGUGGAUGAAGGACAUCUCCAAGGAACUAGACCCGGACACCUACAAGCAGUUGGAGAAAUUCAGGAAGGUUCAGGCCCAAGUUCGUAGCACAAAGCAAAGAUUUGACAAACUCAAGAAUGACGUCUGCCAAAAGAUAGACCUCCUCGGAGCAAGUCGGUGCAAUCUCUUCUCACAUACACUGGCCGCUUACCAGAACACGCUGCUCCAUUACUGGGAGAAAACAUCCCGCACGAUGUCAGCUGUACAAGAGGGUUUCCGUGGUUACCAACAUUACGAAUUCAACCUGCUGAAGGAAUUGUCCGAGACCAGUAAGCAGCUGGCCCAAUUGACAGGCGCAAAGGACAUUGUACCAAAUUGGGAGGACGACUUAGAACAUGAUUUGACAGAAACGAGUAAGAAGCUCGCAGAGAAGACCGGGCAGACGGCCAAUGGGAGGACAGAAGGGGAGGAGAAGCAGGGGGAAGAUGGUGACGAAAGUGGAGAUGCAACCCGUCAGAGGUUAAUAUCCUUCGAGGCGGACGCCAGCUCAGACAACCAGCCUGAGGAGCCCGACGAGUUUGAGAGAGUCUUCGGCACCCUGGAGAUCUCUCGCAGUGUCACGGACGAGGGCGUGCAGACGCCGGAUGGCGAGGGUGCCCUGCCGCUGGAUUCGGGAGCGCCAGGGGACGGGGACUCGGCCAAUAGGAAACCAUUUGGCGUCGGGGACAAGGAGGAGAGUGCGUUUGUAAGCCUAAUGGGAGGCCUGGGUGAAGGAACGGGAGGCAAGGUGCCAACACAGCAGCAAGGAAACAACAGCAAUGCUGAAGGUCACAUUGACCUCUUGUCCGAGUCGGCGCCUCCAACCGCCAAACAGCAUGAUGAGAUGGCCCUGCUCAACGAAAUCCUCAAUACGCCCAGCGGCCUGCCCGUGGACGAGGCCAGCCUGCAGUCCUACCAGUCAGAGUACUUUGACUUCGAGGGACUGAUGCUGGCGGGCGACAGCCAAAAUGGCCGGGGUCAGGUGUCCGGUGGCUUUUUGCCCUCUGAUCUUCUGAGCGGGGACAGGGUCACAGAUCAGACGGGGGCUCCAGGAGGAAUUGUUUCUCCACCACCCCUUAUCGAACCCACCACCACCACUGCCACCCCAGCCCCCUCAUCCCAGGGCCCUGCCUCAGGCCCCCCUGCCGCAGCCAAGGCAGCAGGAGCUGCCGGCACCGCGUCCAACAAGCAAGACUCCAGCAAGCCCCAGGCCUUCAAGAAGGGGGCCAAGCCCGACAUGUCAGCCUGGUUCAACCUCUUUGCUGACCUUGACCCGCUGGCCAAUCCGGACGAGGUUGGCCGAAAGGAAGGCGAGCAACCGGAGGAGUUGAGAACAUGCUGAUCGCUCCUGACUCACUCAUCAGUAUUUAUAGUCCGUAAACUGCACCGACAGUCCAUGCAAACGCACCUCUUUUCACAUUCGUGUCUAUUGGUUUUACCCAUUGGCACUACACUCACGACUCGUUCUGCCAACAACGCGAGAUACUUCAUCACAGAUGCGUAGUAUCUGGUUAAAUGUUCUCCUCACACUAACUCACUGUGAGAAACAAGAGUUAAUCCUUUUAUACCUGUAUUUCAGAAUAAUUUAUUGGUGCGCUUUCAUUGAUUGUCUGUGUAGAUUGCUUUAAGUGUCAGAAAAGCAAAAUAAUUUGCUCAUCCAUGAGGUAUGCAUUCCUAGAAAUUGUUUUCUUUCCAUUGAUGUAUUCAGUGGCUUUGAUGAUCAGUACGUGAUGUUCUCGUGAGGUGUUCUAUGAUGAAUUGUGCAAUCCAGACUCUCAGUAGAGUUUGGCUGACCACUGUACGUCUUAAAUUGCAACCACCGGUCAAGUUUCUCUUGCAGUCAGUGUAUCAUAGGUUGCCCCUGGGGGGCAUGGGUUUUACGGGGGGGAAUAGAAUCACUUAUCAGCAACAAACUGAAAAAAACCAUUAACAUUGGAAGGGGGUGAAUUUGGGAUUCUGAGAUAUUUUCAAGCAAAUGUGUGAUUUCCUCCCUUUUCGUCCCUUUUUUCAUUUCUUUCACCCUUUCUUUUCUUUCUUUUUGCAUUUUUUAUUGUGAAAUUUUUUUACAGGGAGGCAAGUCUGAGGGCCAAAGUCAAAGCACUCUAAAGCAUAACAUUGUGGGGGAAAAAGGUAACCUUUUCAUAGUGGAAACAAAGAUUGCUUGUCAUGAAUUUCAAGUGGAUUGGCAACAGUAUAUUUAAGGUGUAUCUGUUAGUUUACUCUCAUGACAGAGUUCAGACCGUGGUUGUUAGAACUCUGGAUUGGGUUACAGGUGCAGAACAAAAUUGCUAUCAAGUGUGCCACCUCGCUGUUUGGGUACUUUACCAGCUUGCUCAAGCACAUUUCAAGGUAGAAAACCCAGCCCAGUGACACGGGAAAGAUAUGAACAUGACGUGCUAUUGUGUUGACUUGUAUGUAAUGAAAUCACUCAGUGGCAGGCAGGAACCACGGUUAAGAUGUGCAAUUUGCCAGACUGUUUGCAUUCCUGAAACCAACAGUGAACACAUUCUCUAGAAUUUGCAUGGACAUGUAUAUAUACUUCACAGUGCAUUCCUUGACAAACCUUGAUCCACAGCUGGAGAACGGGUAUACAGAAAGAUUCCAAAGAUAAACUGAUGCCCUGUCACCAUUAAAGGAGUGCACUGCAGUUGUAAGCAAUACUGAAAGGCGCUCAGCCACUCCUGGAAAGCCAUUACAGCUCGUGGAGUUCCUGUUAUAUUUGACGAUAGAAGUAGAUAUUGUGUCAGUUUUUUAUGACUUGGCAUUUGAGAUCUUAUGCUCAAAAUAGUUUUGUAUAACUUUAAAAAGUGCUGCUUCUCUUAAGGAAGAAUGUCUACUGUGUACUGUGCAUUAUAAUGUGGUUCUUUACUUUUGGAAUCUUUUUUGCUGGUGGGGCAUAAUUUGUGCUUCAUAAAAAAAGUCCAAAUCAUAUUGCACUAUUUGUUAAACCUCUUGGCAAAGCGAAAGUUUUGAAGACGUCACUGUGCUGUUUGGAUGAAAAUACACUCAACUAAAAAUAGACAUUCAAAUAAUUUUAAUCUGAUGUUGUCAAAAGUAUUCGGUAUAUUUUAAUGUUGUUUUCUUUUCUGCCUUACCGUGAAUGCAUUCUGUGGGGAAUUGAAAGGAUGCUAUGAGGAAACUGUGAAAAGCUGAAAUUAUUUACUACCAGUUGCUGAUUGGAAAAAAAAUCAAAAAAUAUUAUGUCAUAUUUUACUUCCGCUCAGUUUUGUGACUCAAAGAACACAUAAUUUUUGCGUUGUAUGUUAAGCGUUGAACAUGGCGUGUCAUUUUGCUUCUUCCAAAAAAAAAGUUGUUAAUUACAUUUGAGCAGAUCAAAUCAAAACUAAAUAUUCAACCUCUCCCCAAUGGGAGGCCAACUCUCCCCAACCAAGUCAUGCAAUGUUUGUAAAGAAAAUAGAAAAUAGAUGUUGCUCUGUUCAACAUUUCAGGAUCAAAUUUCUAUCGUCGUCAUCAUAGGCAUCACAUCACCACCUUCAAACUAUCAUAGCACUUGGCUUUGUUUUUUUCAACCGAGACAGCAAGGGGCUGUCUUCCCGUUUACUCUAGCCAACUGUAGACCUCCGGGACCAUAGAAAAUGCAUGCAAACGCAAGUCGGGACACCAUAUCCCGAAAAUGUCAUACCACCUCACAUGAAGCGCAUCGGAUGUCCCCAACCCCGUCAAAACUCGCGGAUGCACGAAGCUCCCGGGACGUAACAUCGCAGCUCACGGCACUGACCUUUUAGCUCGGGUUACACGGAAUCAAACUUGUUGCAGGGUUCUUCUAUUUUGUACCGCUCAGCGACUAACUUCCAACCACCUCCGCGGCACCGAGACGCGGGAGCAGGGAAGAGGAUCUACCGCGCGCCGCUUGGUCAUUGA
Acanthaster planci (crown-of-thorns starfish) is the source of this 4651-nucleotide messenger RNA. Its product is annotated as islet cell autoantigen 1-like. The record is from RefSeq and is a predicted model, not a curated record. Gene Ontology annotation, molecular function: protein domain specific binding. Gene Ontology annotation, biological process: regulation of transport. NCBI's taxonomy places the organism in Eukaryota, Metazoa, Echinodermata, Asteroidea, Valvatida, Acanthasteridae. Gene Ontology annotation, cellular component: Golgi apparatus.